Malania oleifera is the source of this 1294-nucleotide messenger RNA. Its product is annotated as cysteine protease XCP1. Gene Ontology annotation, molecular function: cysteine-type endopeptidase activity. NCBI's taxonomy places the organism in Eukaryota, Viridiplantae, Streptophyta, Magnoliopsida, Santalales, Ximeniaceae. Gene Ontology annotation, cellular component: lysosome. The transcript is spliced from 4 exons. The record is from RefSeq and is a predicted model, not a curated record. Bases 56 to 1111 code for a protein of 351 amino acids.
CAGCUGCCUCUUCCUUACCUAUCUACUCAUCGGAUCAACCUGGAAAAUAGAAACAAUGGCUGAUCGCUCACUUUACAAGAUCACCCUUUUUGCCUUCUCCCUUCCUCUCUUCCUCUGUUCUUCUCUGGCUCAUGAGUUUUCAAUUGUUGGUUAUUCACCAGAGGACUUGACUUCCAUUGAUAGACUCAUUGUUCUCUUUGAAUCGUGGAUGUUAAAACACAGCAAAGCUUACAAGAGUGUGGAGGAGAAGCUGCACAGGUUUGAGGUGUUCAAGGAUAACUUGGAGCAUAUUGAUGAGAGGAAUAGGAAGGUGAGCAGCUACUGGCUGGGGCUGAACGUGUUUGCAGACUUGAGCCAUGAGGAAUUCAAAACUGCAUACUUGGGGUUCAAAGUAGCCAGUGAUGCCACUGCCAGGAAGAGAUCAUUCGAGGACUUCACUUACAGAGAUGUUGUGGAUUUACCCAAGGCUGUGGAUUGGAGAAGCAAGGGAGCUGUUACUCCUGUCAAGAAUCAAGGUUCAUGCGGGAGUUGUUGGGCAUUUUCAACGGUUGCAGCAGUGGAGGGCAUAAACCAGAUUGUGACUGGAAAUCUGACAUCCUUGUCGGAGCAAGAGCUGAUUGACUGUGACACAACUUUCAACAGUGGCUGCCAUGGAGGCCGCAUGGACUAUGCUUUUAGGUUCAUUGCAGCCAGUGGAGGACUCCACAGAGAGGAGGACUACCCUUAUCUCAUGGAGGAAGGCAUUUGUGAGGAGAAGGGAGAGAAAGUAGUCACCAUUAGUGGUUACAGAGAUGUACCAGAGAACGAUGAAGUGAGUCUUUUGAAGGCACUAGCACACCAACCUAUCAGCGUUGCCAUUGAGGCUUCCGGAAGAGACUUCCAAUUUUACAGUGCGGGAGUGUUCAACGGGCAUUGUGGUACCGAGUUGGAUCAUGGGGUGGCAGCCGUGGGUUAUGGGUCAUCAAAGGGAUCCGAUUACAUCAUUGUAAAGAACUCGUGGGGGCAAAAAUGGGGAGAAAAGGGGUACAUCAGGAUGAAGAGGAGCACAGGCAAACCAGAAGGGAUGUGUGGCAUAUACAAAAUGGCUUCAUACCCUACCAAAAAGAAGUGACCUGCAAGCCAUGCGGGUUCAUUUCCUUGCCAUAUUUAAACUUCAAAAUUUUAAUUUCCUUUUUUGUUUUGUUUUGUUUUUUGUUUUUUUUUUUUCAGCUUUCUUCUUGUUCCAUCCUAUUAAUGAGGGUUAAAUGUUGAACCAAGUUAUGUUCAUCAAUAAAAUACCAAAAGAAGUUCACAA